This is a messenger RNA of Centruroides sculpturatus (bark scorpion), 2136 nucleotides long. Its product is annotated as protein ALP1-like. The record is from RefSeq and is a predicted model, not a curated record. NCBI's taxonomy places the organism in Eukaryota, Metazoa, Arthropoda, Arachnida, Scorpiones, Buthidae. Bases 461 to 1627 code for a protein of 388 amino acids. The transcript is spliced from 2 exons.
GACGAAUCAGAUAAACAGGUAUCGAAUACAUACAGUAAAUUAGUGUGAAUGUAUGAAGUUUCUUCCUUUCGUCUCUACACAUUUAUUAUCGUUAAUGAAACGAGAAAAGCUAUUAAUAUUUUACGCCAAGAUGUUUUAAUUGUAAAGUACAGUAGUUUAGUUAACAAUUUCAAUUUUAAAACGUAUCGUAAAAUUCCGUUCGGUAGUCGCUUGUGUACGGUAAUAUACUGUAUUUCAAAACUUCAUUCGAAUAUAAUGUGGAUGUGGGUGGAGAGUUGUGUAAAUUGAAAUUUCGACGUCACCUUUUGCUCGUGUUACGCUAGAAAACAAUUGGGUGUAUUCAAAAUCUCAGCGCGCUGCCAGCGCUUCGCUGCCGGAAGUGACGUACUGCUGGCGUUUCGGAGCAAACACGAAUGCUGACUGCUGACUGUUGGAAUAUCCAGAAAGGUAAACAAGAAAAAUGGCGGAUGAUAUGGACUUGUACGUUUCGCUAAAUUUGUUUUUGAACUUAUUUAAUGAGACCAACGUAAUGAAAAAUGAAUAUUUCGAAAAGAGAAAGAGGGAUGAGAAUUUUUUAAUAUCUGUAGGAGUUAUAGAAGAAGAAGAAAAACCAAACAAGAAAAGAAAGAGGAUUCGAAUUGAAAAUUAUGUUUCAGACGUAGUAUCUAUGUACUCUGACAAAGAAUUUAAAAGUCAUUUUCGCCUAUCGCGUACAACAGUAGAGAUACUUUUACAAUGUCUUCCCAAUCCAAAGGUGAAAACAAAGCCCCUAAUUGAAAAAGAAAAAAAUUUGCUUAUAUUCUUGUGGUUAGUUGGCAAUCAGGAAACAUACAGAGAAGUAGCUGACAGAUUUGGGGUAACUGAAAGCCAUGCACACGGUGUGUUUAUGAAAUAUUGUGAUCACAUUUCAGCUUUGGCUACUAAAUUUAUUUGCUGGCCUAUUGGUGAAGAAGCUGAAAGAUCCAUUCGAGCAUUUGAAGCUCUACGACAAGUGCCUUUUCCUGGUGUAAUAGGUGCCAUAGAUGGCACCUAUGUCGAAUUUUCGGCACUAAAGGAAGAAAAAAAUGAACAUAUCACUAGAAAACAAACUGCUGCUGUUGUGCUUCAAGCAGUUUGCAGAAGCAAUUUGCUUUUUAUUGAUAUAUUUGCAGGAUGGCCUGGAUCAUCAAAUGACGCAAGGGUGUUCCGAAAUAGUCCUCUCUAUUCCAAAUUGGGAGAUCCACAGUUUUUUCCAAACAAUUGUCACAUGAUAGGAGAUUGUGCAUAUCCUCUAUCAAAAUCACUCCUAACACCUUAUCGUGAUACUGGCUAUUUAACAAGAAAAGAGAAAAACUAUAACAAAGUUUUAAGCUCAAGUAGAGUUGUCAUUGAACAAGCUUUUGGCCAUUUGUUUGGUAGAUUCCGAAAACUAAGAUAUUUAUAUAUCAGAAAGAGAGCUUUGGUUCCAAAAGUCAUCACUGCCUGUUGUGUACUGCAUAAUUUUUGUAUUAUGCAUAAUGAUCAGAGUACAGAUGUUGAAAUUGUUAGUGAAGAGAAUGGUCUAGAAGAACUGGAAGAACCCCGCAGCAGUUAUUCAAAUACUGAUGGAGCAGCUAAGAGGAACUUGAUAGCAACUCAGUUGUUCUGAGACUGGGUGAUGUUAUUGGGCUGUAUGUACUGUACAAUACACUUUACUAUAUGAAUUGUGUUUCAAUGUAAUAAAAUAUUGUUUGGAAUGUAUUAUUAAGUAUUAUAAUUUUGUUGAGAUGGAUACUAUACAUAAGUGUCUUGGUAUGAUACAUCUACUUUAAACAGUUAAAAAUUUAAAUUUCAGUGUCUUAAAUAAAAAAAAAAUGACAAUGCUUUUUAUUAAAGUUAUUUGAAUUUGUUAAUUUAAAAAAUAAUCUUUAUACACUACUACCAAUAGUUUAUUUGUCAAUUGUCGUCAACAGGUUAAAAAACUUUUAAUAAAUAUAUUUAUAAAAUUCUUGCUGAACAGACAAAAAGCACUCUUCUUGAAAUAGCCUAAGGUUGGCUAAUUAACCUUCAGCAUAUGAUGUCUGGACAAGAGAUGAUAAAAAGUCAGACUAGGUAGAAUAAUAUUGCUUUAUUUUAAUAAAUAAAAAAUUAGCCAAGGGGCUACUUUAAAAAAAAAAA